Molecule: messenger RNA, 1944 nt
Organism: Chlorella variabilis
Lineage: Eukaryota; Viridiplantae; Chlorophyta; Trebouxiophyceae; Chlorellales; Chlorellaceae
Product: expressed protein
Exons: 6
Coding region: 1-933 (310 amino acids)
Molecular function (GO): starch binding
Source: RefSeq, a predicted model, not a curated record
AUGAGGGCGUUGCUCGCUGGCAGCACGGCGGGGGGGGCGUCACUGGCAGCAGGCCGGGCCGUCGCGCCGCCACGGCGAGCGCGGGCCGCGCUCGCCGUGCGGGCGAUAGCCGUGCCGGGCCCCCUCUUCAUUAGCGACUUUGACCGCGACCGCCUGAGGGACAGCAAGACGCAGCUUCAGGGCAACUUCCUUCAGUUCCCCAUGAGGGAAGAUGCGGGCGACCUGCGCAAGACGCCGCCGCUCGUCAGGGUGCGGCUAGCUGUGGAGUACCGCGUGCACUCCCGCCAGAUGCUGUGCGUGGGCGGCAACCAGAUCCCCUUUGGCUGGUCCUUCCUGUCGAUCGCCAAGGUGCCGGCCUCCUGGAACCCGGGCGACAUCUGGGCGGUGGAGGUGGAGCUGCCCGCCGGUACCAAGGUGGAGUACAAGUAUGUGAUUCUGGAGGAGCAGGACUGGACACAGCAGGUGAAUGAGCUGUCGGAGGGGAAGGUGGAGUACACGUACCGCAUCGAGCCCGACUCCAGCCCUCCCGACGUUCAGAAGAUCACAAAGCAGAUGGCGAUAGUGGCGUGGCAGCCGGGGCCCAACCGCGUGCUGCAAGUGCCGAGCGAGGAGGAGCUUGCGCAGCUGAGGCCUGGGGAAAGGAUAGAGCGGGAGCCGCCGCCGCUGCCGCCCACCGCCGGCCAGCGCAGCUACGGGCAGCAGGCGCUGGGCAAGCUUCUCGGGCAGGCGGCGCCGGCGGAGCCGGCCAGCACGGCGGGCGGCGGCGGCGCCGCGCCCGGCGCCGGCAGCACGGCGCGGCAGCAGGAGCUGUCUGGGGUGUGGGAGGUGUUGACGUUAGACGACGAUGGGCGGCCCUUCCUGGACCGGCGCGACGUGUGGGGCCGGGAGGAGCAGCCACAGCGCUCUGUGCGCCGCCCACUGUUUGGCCCCUAGGCGCCGCCCCACCCCACACACACCCUUGCAGCACGGCGCCCGUCCGGCCGGCGCCCCGCCUUGUGAAGCCCUCUGGCUGCGGCUGUUGCGGCUCCCGGCUUGUGAACCCCGUGCACCCUCGCCUCCCUCUUGCCUCCUCCCUUGCUUGCUUGCUUGCUUGCUUGGUUCAGCUGCGCUCCUGCCCUGGCGCUGAAGCUGCCCCCCGCACGAUUUGUGCGCUGUGGCCCCUCACGAGCGCCCAGGCCCCCCCAGCAGAUCCUCUUCUUGAACCCCCCCGCUCCCGCUCUCCCUCUUCCCGUCCCUGCCUGACGCUACGCUGUUUUUUCCCUCCCCUCGCCGCCCCUCCCCGCACGCCGCCUGGUGCUCAGCUUGCAGCCAAGGGCCGCCGCCGCGCGGGCUCCCCGCCGCCCGGGGUGGCGCUGCCUUGCCUGCCUCCGCACCACAGCUUGUGCGCCAGGCGUGCCCCCCAGACGUGCAUGCGCCGGCGCUGCACCCCGGCCUCCCACCAUGCCUGUCUCUGCUCUCCCGUGCCCCCUCCGAGCUUCUGUGCCGGUAUGGGUGCCCGCAUCGGCGGCCCUGGUGCGGCUGUCUCCCCCUCUCCACCUUGCCUACCCGCCCCCGUCUCCACCUGUCCCUAUCCCGUCUAUGUUCCCUGUCAAAAAUUCUCUUGUCAGCUGCUUUGUGUGGCUCGUCCCCUCCUCAACCCACCCUGUGCGUCCCCAAUGCUUGCGGGCGGCUGCUGUGCAAUCAACCGUGCCCAACAACCCCGCCCGCUCCCAGCUUUGCUCUGCUUGAACCAAACCGCACUGCUGCUCCUCUUGCCGUUUGAACAAACACAACGCAACGCAACGCACUUGCGCAGGGAGUGUCGACGGUGCCAUAAAACCCUGGCCCCCGUCCUCCCGCGCAUUUCCAUUCUUUCCACACUACCCCUUCUUUCUUUAUCAGACCACGAAGAUACUGCCGGUGCCUGUUGUGCAUCCUACAGAGGUGCCUCUGUACCGAUCUGCU